This is a messenger RNA of Arabidopsis arenosa, 1116 nucleotides long. The record is from the annotation of a GenBank genome assembly. NCBI's taxonomy places the organism in Eukaryota, Viridiplantae, Streptophyta, Magnoliopsida, Brassicales, Brassicaceae.
UGUUUUUAGUUUUCCGGCGGGAGAUGGUGGGGUGGGCGAUAGCGUUACACGGCGGUGCCGGCGACAUCCCGAUCGAUCUCCCUGACGAGCGACGUAUCCCUCGUGAGACCGCCCUCCGUCACUGCCUCGAUCUUGGCGUCUCCGCCCUCAAAUCCGGCAAGCCUCCCUUGGACGUCGCCGAACUCGUCGUUCGUGAACUUGAGAACCACCCGGACUUCAAUGCGGGUAAAGGGUCUGUCUUAACUACUCAAGGCACUGUUGAAAUGGAAGCUUCCAUUAUGGACGGUAAAACCAAAAGAUGUGGAGCUGUCUCCGGCUUGACCACUGUUGUUAAUCCGGUAUCUUUAGCUCGCCUCGUCAUGGAGAAAACGCCUCAUAUAUAUCUUGCAUUCGAUGCUGCUGAAGCUUUUGCAAGAGCACAUGGCGUUGAGACGGUCGAUUCUAGCCAUUUCAUAACUCCUGAAAACAUUGCUAGGCUAAAGCAGGCCAAAGAAUUCAAUCGAGUCCAGUUGGAUUACACAGUCCCUACUCCGAAAGUACCGGACAACUGUGGUGACAGCCAAAUAGGAACGGUUGGAUGUGUAGCUGUGGACAGUGCUGGAAAUCUAGCUUCGGCUACAUCAACGGGCGGUUAUGUCAACAAAAUGGUUGGCAGAAUUGGGGAUACGCCUGUCAUUGGCGCAGGAACAUACGCUAACCACCUUUGUGCCAUCUCAGCCACAGGUAAAGAAGAAGAGAUCAUCCGUGGAACCGUGGCAAGAGACGUGGCUGCACUCAUGGAGUAUAAAGGCUUGUCUUUGACCGAGGCAGCGGCUUAUGUUGUUGACCAAUCUGUUCCCAGAGGAAGCUGUGGACUCGUUGCUGUCUCUGCUAAUGGUGAAGUCACAAUGCCGUUUAACACUACCGGAAUGUUCAGGGCUUGUGCUACCGAAGAUGGUUACUCUGAGAUCGCAAUCUGGCCAAACAAUUGAAAUCACUAGACGGAGGAGCGGCUUUGUCUAUUGAGCAACUCUGUUUAAUCUUCUUCGUUUGUUUCAGUUUGUAUUUCUGCUUAGUUCUUCGGAUUUGGUUUGAUGAUUUCGGUCUAAAUGAAAAAAAUAAAUGAAGUGUUGAAAG